Molecule: messenger RNA, 1493 nt
Organism: Cutaneotrichosporon oleaginosum
Lineage: Eukaryota; Fungi; Basidiomycota; Tremellomycetes; Trichosporonales; Trichosporonaceae
Biological process (GO): mitochondrial electron transport, NADH to ubiquinone
Molecular function (GO): quinone binding; NAD binding; oxidoreductase activity, acting on NAD(P)H
Source: RefSeq, a predicted model, not a curated record
CCGACGACGAGCACUCAGUCACAAGCCGACAGCCGUACAGUGGACGUCGACCUCAUCGCACCGCUCAUCGCGCACACCACUCGCCAUGUUCCGCGCCCUCCGGCCCAUCCUCGCAAAGGCCCCCGCCGCGAGGCCACUCCGCCCCCUCGGCGUGAGCGCGCGCAACUACGCCGCCCAGGCCGACGGGGAGCGCCGCUUCACCCCCGUCCAGACCACUUCGGUCGAGGACUUGCACGAGAUGAGCGCCCAGGAGAUUCUCUCUGAGGAGAUUGGCCCCAAGACGACCGCAGGCGGCAUGCGCCACUUCACCGUCAACUUCGGCCCCCAGCACCCCGCCGCCCACGGUGUGCUGCGUCUUAUUCUCGAGCUUAACGGAGAGGAGAUUCUCCGUGCCGACCCCCACAUCGGUCUCCUCCACCGUGGUACUGAGAAGCUCAUCGAGUACAAGAAUUACACCCAGGCUCUUCCGUACUUCGACCGCCUCGACUACGUCUCUAUGAUGACCAACGAGCUGUCGUACACCCUUGCUGUCGAGAAGCUGCUCAACAUCGAGGUCCCCGAGCGUGCCAAGUGGAUUCGCACGCUCAUGGGCGAGAUCACGCGUAUUCUCAACCACUUGAUGGCCGUCCUUACGCACGCGAUGGACGUCGGUGCGCUGACGCCCUUCCUGUGGGGUUUCGAGGAGCGUGAGAAGCUCAUGGAGUUCUACGAGCGUGUCUCGGGAGCGCGCAUGCACGCGGCGUACGUGCGCCCCGGCGGUGUCGCGUUCGACCUGCCCCACGGCCUGCUGGACGACAUCUUCAAGUGGGCGACCCAGUUCUCCACGCGUGUCGACGAGAUCGAGGAGGUCGUCACUGGCAACCGUAUCUGGAAGGCGCGUACGAUCGGCAUUGGCAAGGUGACGGCGCAGGAGGCGCUCGACUACUCGUUCACCGGCGUCAUGCUCCGUGGCUCGGGUAUCCCUUGGGACAUCCGCAAGGUUGCGCCGUACGACGCGUACGACCAGGUAGAGUUUGAUGUGCCCGUCGGCAAGAACGGCGACUGCUACGACCGCUACCUGUGUCGUGUGCAGGAGUUCCGCGAGUCGCUGCGCAUCAUUAACCAGUGCCUCAACAAGAUGCCCGCCGGCGCAUACAAGAUUGACGACCACAAGAUUGUGCCCCCGCCCCGCGCGUCCAUGAAGGAGAGCAUGGAGGCUCUCAUCCACCACUUUAAGCUCUUCUCCGAGGGCUACUCGGUGCCCCCCGGCGAGACGUACACGGCCAUCGAGGCGCCCAAGGGCGAGAUGGGUGUCUACCUCGUCUCGGACGGCUCCAACCGCCCUUACCGCUGCAAGAUUCGCGCACCAGGCUUUGCCCACCUUGCCGGCGCAGACUUUAUGAUGCGCCACGCCUUCCUGCCCGACGCCGUCGCCAUCAUCGGUACCAUGGACCUGGUGUUCGGUGAGGUUGACCGGUAGAGUGUAGGAUAGACAAUGCAUAGUGCUAAAGAGG